UCUAGGCAACACGGGAAGCUCCAUGGGCGCUUAUUCAGUAGGAGAAUCAGACUAUAUCCCCAAGGCACAAUGAUGGCUUUUUCAGCGGCCUCGCAGCCCAAAUUUGACAUUAAAAAGAGCAUGAGUUUUGGUCUGUUCUAUAUGGCAACCUGGAAGAGCAAAAACGUAAUGCAGCAGGUGCUAGAAAUGGGAACACCCAGAAGGGAUGCCAACAAGACCUUUCUCGAGUAUCUGCUGCUAGAGAAACAGAUAUGCAUGUUAGAUAUACGAAAAAUCUUCAACCAGAGUCAGAGAAAGAAGAUUGGCAAGUGUCUAAAGAACGACUUUGACGUGAAUUUGCUGUACCUCUGCAUACAGUACGGUUGCGAUGGACUGGCCCCGCCGCAUGACAAGAGGUGGCAGAAGGAAAAGGACGCUUUGGAGUAUUGUGUGACGUCCAUUAAGAAUUUUAGGAACACCACCCUGCAUAUGGUUGACAUUGACGAAAAUACUUUCAUGGAAAAGGCAGAUGAAUUACGAGAAUUGCUAAAAAACGCGCUGGUGAAAGCGUACGAGUUUUAUCGGAAGCAAAAUGUCCCUCUUCACAUUUUACAAGAAGUUGACCAAGAGAUUGAUGACGUCAAAAAAGACCCUUCCAGCAAAGUAGAUGAUGGUAUUUUUCUUUUCAAUAAAUUGUGUGAAAUGGUCAAAGUCGAAGGAAAAAAUGAACUCAAGAAAAAAUACGAAACUAUGUCAAGCAUUGGACCAGUUUCAAAUUUGCUUGGUAGAAAUAGGAAAAUCAAAGUACGUAUGGACAAGAUCUUCACCAAAAUGUUAAUAAAGAAAGAAAGUCAUUCUUCUGAGGAUCAAGAUGAGUAUGUAGAAUAUGAAGAGCUUCUGCAGUGUGUACAGAUGAGACAAGGCCAUAAGGACAACGUCGUGUUACUGGUUGAAGGACCAGCAGGGGUUGGGAAGACGACGCUCACUCGGAUGAUGAUCUGUGAUUGGGCCUCGGGGAAAACGGCCAUGAAGAGUAUCUCAAACUAUGAAUUUGCAAUCCUGGCUGAGUGCAGAGACAGUACGAUAUCCUCCCUGGGGCAACUUUUAAGUUCACUUAUGCCUGAACUGAGUAAAAAUGCCUCUAAGGAAGAUCUGGUCAAAUGCAUUCAAGAUGACAAACUUUUGUUUAUUAUAGAUGGAUUGGACGAGCUUAACCCAUCUUCAAAAAAUGUUGUGAAAGAAAUACUGAAUCUGGGAGGAACUGUUGAUGUCACUGUUAUUUGCACAACUCGGCCUAACAGAAUAAGUGACUUCAAGCAAGACGUCCCAGAGAAUUUCGCCAUCAUGCACAUGAAGGUCAUUGGGAUCGAGGAGAGCAGAAGAGAAGAAUUUGUGAUAAAUUACAGCAGAGCUCUAGAUGAUGAAGGCCAGAGAGACAUUUCGGGCCUUCUUCAGUAUCUGAAAGAAAGUCGCUUGCACGACCACUGGAAACUGGCUUUCAACUUGGUCCUUGUGACAAUACUGUGGUUCCUUGACCCUGAUGCUGUCAACAAGAUGACAACAGCAACGGAGCUAUUAAUGGAGACACAUAAACUGUGCCAAAAAAGGUUAAAACAAAGACUGCUUGAACAUAAAGAAACCCGUACACUAGACGCUCAAGAAGUAAAUGAUAAGGUUGAUAUAUUUCUAAACAAACUCCAGGAGGAAGCAUUAAUCAACCAUUAUAAAGACGAAACAGUUUUGUCUGCAGCUUCGGUGGAACGGCUGAGGGACGUCUGUGACUGUCUGUCCCUGCCCCACGCGGAGGCCCUGGGAUCCUUUCUCAUCCAGGCGGAUUCGGUGACGGGCGACUUCAAGGAGAAGUUCAGCUUUCCCCACAAGGGCCUGCAAGACUUUUUCAGUGCCCUUCAUGUGAGGGAAACUCUCCAGGCCAAAGAAAUGGAUAUCCGCCGUAUAUUGAGCAAUAUUGAAACUAUACUCUCUGAUUGCAACGUUCCUGGCGAGCUCAGCAAAGCUCUACUAGGAGUAAACAAAGAAGAAUUAAAAAAACAAAACCGGAAAAUAUUGAAGAUAUCGCACAGUAUUCGGAGUGUUCUCGAAGAAACACUGGACAUUGCAAAGGCUUAUAACGAAACAGAGAGCCAGACAGUCAGUCUGGACUUGGUUAAAUGUCAGAACAUCUUGUUUCAUCUGACAGGACUGCUCUACCUAGGAGAAAGGUCACUGAAGGAAGAUGCCUGUGCCGAACUGGUGAGCUUACUGAGAGACUCUGGCAUCAAUAACAGGUCUGAGUGGCUAAGCUUGCUGUCCGAGGUCAAGUGUGACGAGACAGUCAGCAAGUGCAUCGCACAGGCCAUGGACCUCAAGGAGAGGAUAGAAAUAAGCGACAGCCAAGUAACGGCUUACGCGAGUGUACUGAGCCACGCGCGGCCAUCGCAUGUGGAGAUCGACAUUAGCGGAGACCCGCAGGAUGUCCCUCGCCUCAAGGACCUUCUCUCCACUAUCCGGGCAAAGAACUGGAAGACAAAUCUGCGGUUUCAACAUGACUUCCGGUACAUGAAGGGCCGCACCAGCAUCCUCGAUGAAACGCUGCAGGAAUUCUUAGGAAGCUCGAAGGCCAAACUGACGUGGUUCAACGGGCGGCUGAGUGGUCCGGCGAUGAAGGCGCUGCCGAAGUCCUUGGAGUUCCUCGAGCUGGCCGUGAAGGACGACGUCCACUACGCGGACCUGCUGCCCCUCCUGGCCUUGCACUCCAAGAAGCUGCCGCGCCUCGAGUGGCUCGGGCUGCACGUGGCCGCAGGCAUCAACGACGCACAGCUGAAGCCUCUGCCGGAGGUGAGUCGCGUCAACUUAAUCGUCGACGGAGUGACGGAGAGCACAGUCGGGUGGGCUUGUCGGGUCGUCCGGGCACUCCAGCCUAAAAAGAAAGGAUACUUUACCCUUGCCUUCCCUGAUGUCCUGUCGGCGGGGAGCGCGUGCGAACUCCUGGUGAAGAGUCUCGCCGGAGAACAAGUCAAGGUCACGGGGGCUAUAAGGGCGUCUCCGUCGAUCAGCACGGAGGAGCAGAAGCGGCUGGACGCCCUCACGCGAGACGCCUUGGGCUGUUUCUUCGCCGUGUUAGGCGACGAUAUCUGGGUUCAAAAGCCAUUGGACGUUCUGAGAGACUUCAACUUGCAACGAUACAAAGACGAGUUCUGAGUUUCCUGCAAAUCCCAGAGCAAAAGAGAGGACGACAGAGGGCGUCACACAUCCUCGAGAAACUGCCCUUGGAUAUUGCUCGGAAAUCCGUGGCCUGUUACUCCUGUAAUGUUUAGAACUGCUAUUUUACUAUUUGUAAUCCCAAGCACAGUGACGUUGUACGGAUAUAGAUUAAAGCUGUGAUAAUAAAA
This is a messenger RNA of Penaeus chinensis, 3368 nucleotides long. RefSeq lists its product as uncharacterized. Bases 70 to 3177 code for a protein of 1035 amino acids. The record is from RefSeq and is a predicted model, not a curated record. The transcript has 7 exons. Lineage: Eukaryota; Metazoa; Arthropoda; Malacostraca; Decapoda; Penaeidae.